Messenger RNA from Pogoniulus pusillus (Red-fronted tinkerbird), 2605 nucleotides. It is a transcript of the gene LCMT2, whose product is annotated as leucine carboxyl methyltransferase 2. Bases 25 to 2064 code for a protein of 679 amino acids. The transcript has 14 exons. Gene Ontology annotation, biological process: wybutosine biosynthetic process; tRNA methylation. The record is from RefSeq and is a predicted model, not a curated record. Gene Ontology annotation, molecular function: protein binding; tRNA methyltransferase activity. NCBI's taxonomy places the organism in Eukaryota, Metazoa, Chordata, Aves, Piciformes, Lybiidae.
GCGCCUCGCUCCCGCCGCUGCAGCAUGGGCCGCGGCCGCCCCGGUACCCCGCGCCCCGCUGCCGUUCAGUGCACCGGCGGCAGCAGCGCCGUCAGCAAGUGCUCGGCGGCGGCGCGGGGUUACAUCCAGGACCGGUUUCUGCCGUUCCUAGUAGGUCGACAGCGGCGGCGAGCCCCGCUGAUCCACCGGGGUUAUUACAUCCGUGCCCGUGCCAUGGAUCACUGCAUCCAGGACUUCCUGCUGAGGACCCGCAGCCACCCAAGGGCCCAGAUCCUGUCCCUGGGUGCUGGCUUUGACUCCCUGUACUUCCGUCUGAAGGACCUGGGUCUUCUGCACCACACUGUGGUGUACGAGGUGGACUUCCCCUGCGUGGUGUCCCACAAAGCUGCUCUGAUCAGAGGAGCAGAGGAGCUAUCUGUGCUGGUGGGAGAUGCUGGAGGAGCGCCAGGGGCCGUGCCCUUCUCUGCAGGGGAUUACAAACUGCUGGGAGCGGAUCUGUCGCAGCUGCCUGAGCUGGAGAGAGCCCUGGAGCAAGCAGGGGUGGACAAGGAGAUCCCCACCCUCUUAAUUGCAGAGGUGGUGCUUGCCUACAUGGAGAGCAAUAGGUCGGACGCGCUGCUGAGCUGGGCUGCUGAGCACUUUCCCUGCGCUGGGUUCCUGCUGUACGAGCAGCUGUGCCCCCAGGACCCCUUUGGCCGUGUCAUGCAGCAGCACUUUGCCCGCUUGGGCUCUGCCCUGCGCUCCCUGGCGCAGUACCCGGACUGUGAGGCGCAGCGCAGCCGCUUCCUGGCACAGGGCUGGGGUGAGUGCAGCGCCAUGGACAUGAACCAGUUCUUCACCUGCUGCACCCCAGAGGAGGAGCAGCAGAGGCUGCAGGCUCUGGAGCCUUUCGAUGAGUAUGAGCAGGAGUGGCACCUGAAGUGUUCUCAUUACUUUGUCCUGGCUGCUUCCAAGGGGAUGGAACCUCCCUGGACUCCAUUGGUGCCCAUCAGGACAGCUCCCGAUGGCCACGGUCCCGCCCUGGCCGGCAGCGUCCCCGCAGCACCGUGUGCCGUCAGCUCGGCCCUCGGCCCUCGGCGCUUCGGGCACUGCUCCGUGCUGGUGCAGCCUGGCGUGGUGCUGACCACCGGGGGCUUUGGGCAGGAGGAGGGGCAGCACCGCCGUGCCAGGAGCUGCCAGCUGCUGCUGAGGCAGGCGGGGCGCUGGGCAGCAGGCAGCGUCAGGAUGGAGAGCGGUGGAUGGGACGGGCGGCUGUACCACACUGUCAGCUGCGUCGCCGCUGGUCUGGCGCUGGUGGUGGGAGGUCGAACGUCCCCGUCCCGUGCAGGCCUGGGAAUGCUGUGGCUGAAGUUCCCCGGGAGUUGCAGUGCCUGGGCCCCAGCUGCCAUCAGCCUGCAGCCAGCGAGGCUGCAGCCUGCCCUGGAGCCGGCAGCUCUGCGCUGGAGGCACAGCGCGACCCCAGUGACCUUCCGAGGCCAGCAGUACCUGUUCCUCUUCGGCGGCCGCUCGGCCACGCAGCCCGUGCUGGGGGACUGGCAUUUCUUGCACACCCAGGAGCUGUCCUGUGCCCUGAUUCCUGUGGAGGGUCCAGCCCCAGAAGGUCGCCACUCGCACAGUGCCUGCAGCUGGAAGGGAGGGGUGCUGGUGGCAGGGGGCCUGGGGGCAGCCGAGCAGCCCCUGGGCUCCCUUUGCUUCCUGGAGCAGCUGGAGGGAGGCUUUCGGUGGCAGGCGCUGGAGACGAGGCCUCCUCUGGUGCCACGGUACUCACACACAGCCCACGUGCACCACGGGAGGCUGCUGCUGGUGGGGGGAGUCUGGCUGCACUCGGCCCUGGCACCAGGCAUCACCGUCGUGGACUUGGCGACCGGGCUAAGCGCGGACUAUGCCAUCAGCACGGAGCACCUGGAGUGGCCACUGAUGCUGCACAACCACAGCAGUGUCCUUCUGCCAGAGGAGGAGGAGCUGCUGCUCAUCGGUGGUGGUGGUAACUGCUUCUCCUUUGGGACACACCUGAACCCAGAGCCUGUCUCCUUGAGCCUCAGGCACAUCCUGACCAGCCACUGACCGCGACCAGCAGGGACCGAUCCAGGCUGCCAUGCUGCAGUGGGACAUCCCUGCAGGUCCACACGUCAUGAAGUGUCUUCACUGAGGUUUUGUGUCUGGGACUAGAGGGGCAGUUGGGACAGUUUCAUCCCUCAUCUGCCUGGUUUUGUGCUGCUGUCAGGAGGGUCUCAGCAGCUGCUCCCUGGUGGGGUCAGUGGGCUGAGAGGGGACAAGAGGAGCAGUGCCGUGCUCCAGAGGAGCAUAUGGCAGGGUGCUGGCCUGGAGGUGCAGUGAUGUCUCCGAGUCAAGCAGCUAGUGGAGGUGUUCAGCCAAGCAUGGCUGAGUGGGAGGUGCCUCAGGUACAUCACUGCUGUCCCCAGCAAGAGUGCUGCUCUGAAAAGCCAAAUCACAUGCAACCCAAACUGGUCUGUCUGUCUGUCCCACACAAGUGGGACACCCCAGCAGCACACCCACCACAGCCAGGACUGUGGUGCUUACAUGGGCACAGGGCCCUUGACUGGUCGGGUCCCUGUCCACCCUAAUAGAUCAUGGAAUCAGAGAA